CUCCCAUUCCCCACAUGACUUGAACGCAACAAUAGAUCUCUUUCAGCGUCGCUAGCUGCUCCUCUCUAGUAGCACUGUGGCUAUUAGCUAGCUCUUCGAUAGCCCCUCCAAUCUAAUAGCACUGAGGCUAUGAGCUAGCUGUCCAUAGCCCCUUCUCUCUAAUACAGUGAGGCUAAGAGCUAGCUGUCCGCUAGCUGCCCCUUUCUAGAAGCACCGAGGAUAAAGCUAGCUGUCCGCUAGCACAGAUAAACAUGGCCAUGGCCCAGGCUCUCUCUGAAGAGGAGUUUCAUCGGAUGCAGGCCCAGCUUCUGGAGUUAAGGACUCAGAACUACCAGCUCUCUGAUGACCUGAGGAAGAACUCUGCAGAGCUGGGCGUUCUGCGGCAGAAGACGGGGGUGCUGGAGAGGGACUUGGGGAAGGCCCAGAAGGCGCUGAGUAAGAGUAAGAAAGCUCAAGAAGUGGAUGCGUUGCUAGGGGAGACCGCCAUGCUGCAGGGGAAGCUGCACAGCCAGGAGGAGGACUUCAGGCUCCAGAACAGCACCCUGAUUGCGGAGCUGUCCAAGCUGUGCACCCAGAUAGAGCAGCUGGAGCAGGACAACCAGCGCCUGAAGGAGGUGGGAGGAGCCAGCGCCACCAGCCCCGCCCCCACUCCCGUCCCUGACUCCGCCCCUGCCCAUGACAACACGGAGCUCCUCCGCGUGCAGGCGGAAAACUCUGCCCUGCAGAACAAAAUGGCUGCCCUGCAGGAGCGCUACGACCAGGAGGUGCAGAGACUCAGCAGCUCCACAAACACAUCCAGCACCUCCUCCUCCGGACCGGACCAGGCCGAGAAUGGGGCAGGGGAACAGGCAGGUCCAGAGUCUGGACCCACGUCCCGACAGAUACUAGGCCGCUCAGAGAAGGUGGUAGAGAAGCUGGUAGGUGUGCAGGCAGGCUGGUCAGCUCUGUGUCCUCUAACCCCCUGCUUUGGAGCAGAGCUGGAGGUGUCGCUGAGCACGGAGCAGGAGGAGAAGAGGCUCCUGAGGGAGCACGUCCUGUCCCUGGAGGCUUCCAAGCAGACGGAGGUCACCAAACUACUGGAGGAGGUCAGCAAGCUGUCAGACAGGUUGAAGAAGAAGCAGGAAAGUUUCCAGCGUCUUCAAGGAGAGAAGGAGGCGCUCUACAACGAUAGCAGGACAAAGAUUGAUGAGAUAAACCAGAAAAAAGAAGAUGAUCUGAAAUCCUUGAACCUCCGUAUUCAGAAACUCCAGACAGACCUAGGGGCAGCCAAUCAGACCAUGGCUGAGAUGAGGGAACAGCUGCUGGGCAAAGAGAAGGAACAUGAAGUAGCACUACACACGCUGAGAGACCAGGCCGCCAGUCAGACUGCAGUCAGUCAGGAGCAGGUGGAAAUCAUCCUGCAGGAGAAUGAUGCUCUCAGGACCAACCUAGCAGCCCUAGAACAGGAGAACCGUGUUCUGAGGGACAGUCUCUGUGCGCUGGAACAGAUCCAGACAGUGAAGACCCAGGAGGUGAACCUGCUUCGUGAGCAGCAGGGGGCGCUGUCUGCUGAGCUGCAGCAGAGGAGAGCAGAGCAGGAGAGCCUGCUGGCCCAGAGGGACGACCUCACCUCCCAGAUACAGGAGGCUAGCUUUGCCAGCAGGAGGCUGCUGGAGCAACUGUCUGAGGAGAGUCAGGAGAAAGAGAGACUUCAGAGAGAGCUGGAGGACAGCCGCAAGACCGCUGAGAAGAGGAAGGUGAUGCUGGAUGAUGUCGCUACGCAGCUCAACCAGGAGAAGUCUGGACACAAGGAGGUGCUGUCGGACCUCAAGCUGCAGCAGGAGAAGGAGGUUCUGGCAGUGAGGGCUCGCUAUGAGAAGGAACUUCGAGGACUUCAUGAAGAAAAGAACCGCUGUGAAGAAGAACUCAAACAACAGCUACGAGACGAGAAGGCCCGCAGCAAGGACCUUGAGCUGUGUCAGCAGACGGUGGAGGAGCUCCAGGCGGAGGUCCGGACCAAGGAGGAGUCCAGGGACUGCCUGGAGCGCCGGCUGGGAGACGCUGAGGAAAACUUUCAGAAGAAUUCUGUAGAACACGAAGAACAGACGGAGAACCUGAAGAAGGAACACAAACUACACUUGGAGGAAAAGGAGGCAGAGAUGGAGGGAGUAAGGAGACAGUUGACGGAGGUAGAGAAAUUAAGGGAUGAAAACGGGGACAUCAUUGAAAAACUCAAACAGGACAUAAAGGACACAGUUGAAGGUCAGAGGAUUCUGGAGAAGAAAGGCGGUGCAGCGCUGAAGGAUCUCAAGCGACAGCUGCAGUCCGAGAGGAAGAGAGCUGAUAAACUACAGGAGAGACUGCAGGAGAUCCUGACAAACAGCAAGACCAGGACCGGUCUUGAGGAGCUGGUUCUGUCGGAGAUCAGCAGCCCAAGCCGGACCCAGCAGACUGGGGACUCCUCCUCCGUCUCCUCCUUCUCUUACCGAGACAUGAUGAAGGAGGCGCAGCCACCCAGAGAAAAGGCCACCGGGGGGAGCCCUCCACCCCCCCAGGGCUCGGCUGACCUCAGUGACGAGGAGGUGGGGGAGCUGUUCCAGAGACUGGCCCUCGUCCAGCAGGACAAAUGGAUGCUGGAGGAGAAGGUGAAACACCUGGAGGUGAGCUGCUCCUCCAUGGCUGAAGACAUCCGCAGAAAGAGCGCCAUCAUAGAGACCUACGUCCACGACAGCCGCACCGAUGCGUGUGGGGGGGCGGGGGCUCACGCGCCGGCCCACGGCGAGCGGGGGGGUCUGGGGGAGCGGAUGGGUCUGGGGGCGGUGCUCCGAGACCUGGUGAAGCCCGGAGACGAGAACCUGAGGGAGAUGAACAAGAAGCUGCAGAACAUGCUGGAGGAGCAGCUCACCAAGAACAUGCACCUGCAGAAGGACCUGGAAAUACUCUGUCUCAGUAAAGAUGGGAGCCUGUCUGGGUAGGACUAUGACCUGGAAGCAUCACUCCUCCGUUCCCUUCCAUCCAGUCCUACAGCUCUGGCUCCGACUAUAGCCUGGAAUAUCUUCCAUUACCCCAACCAAGCCCACUGGGCUAGGACUAAAUGCUGAAAGCACUCUGUGGAUUGAAAGAAGACUCCAUUGAUAGAACUACUGAAUGUUCAGUUAUUAUACUGUAUCCCUCUUGAUUUUAUCUGAUUAAACUUGUUUUACUGUUGUGGUCCUGGCUAUUUCCAGGAGCAGAUGCCUGUCUGUAAUGUAAACGGUUCCUCUCUGUCCAAGCGCUUGGCCCAGUAUAUGUCCUGGAACGCAAGCUUGUAACUGACUGAUUCCUUAUAUUUUCAGUGUCUUAUAUUUACACAAGCCAUGAAUUACUUCAUGGCUGUGGCCAUUUCAUAACCGGUUAUCCUCUAUGUGCUGUGGCCUGUUUGCAACUCUAGUGUGUUCAGUGGUUACGUGGCUAUACCAUGGGCUACGGUUAUGCUCACCAGUCCAGUGACGCUCAAUGAUCAACAGUGAUGCUCGAUGGGCCACAGUGGUGCUCCUCACUGGGCUACAAUUACAUUACGAUAACAUUGUCCAGCUCGUUUUAUUUAACUUGAGCAGUGGAUUGUCGCUACAUGUUAUUUUGGAUUCAGAUCUUGUCGGCUGCGGUUGUGUCCUGGAUGACGCUGAGGCCUGAGCUUCUUAUUUUGUUGAAUCUUGUAUAUGCGCCAUUCCUAACUGAAAUCAAUAACAUUUAUUUAUGAAGUGAUGUCUAUAAUGAUGAUGAAUACUGUAACUAUGUGAACUAAAGUACCAUACUAAUGAC
Gadus morhua (Atlantic cod) is the source of this 3780-nucleotide messenger RNA. RefSeq names its product GRIP1 associated protein 1 (gene gripap1). Gene Ontology annotation, cellular component: glutamatergic synapse; postsynaptic recycling endosome; extrinsic component of postsynaptic early endosome membrane. The transcript is spliced from 30 exons. The coding region runs from base 252 to 2954 and encodes 900 amino acids. Gene Ontology annotation, biological process: regulation of recycling endosome localization within postsynapse; regulation of modification of synaptic structure; regulation of neurotransmitter receptor transport, endosome to postsynaptic membrane. Lineage: Eukaryota; Metazoa; Chordata; Actinopteri; Gadiformes; Gadidae. The record is from RefSeq and is a predicted model, not a curated record.